Molecule: messenger RNA, 294 nt
Organism: Penicillium verrucosum
Lineage: Eukaryota; Fungi; Ascomycota; Eurotiomycetes; Eurotiales; Aspergillaceae
Exons: 3
Coding region: 1-294 (97 amino acids)
Source: RefSeq, a predicted model, not a curated record
AUGGGUUGCUUCCGUGACAUUGUUGGGAGUAAGAAACUGGCAGGUUGGGGAGCCCCUUGCCACCGUGAAAUCUUGGGCGAAGGCUCGACUUCCUAUAUUACACGCGUAGCGCCAGCGUAUAUAAGCCGCGGAGGUGAUCUAAUUCAUUUAUCGGAAAGGUACCUACCGGUUGACGGGCUGGUAGCUGGGCCUAUGAUACAACGAUGCUGGACAGAAGAAUACUCUGAUCUGGGGGAACUCACUGAAGACCAGAGUUGGCAGUUUGAGAAUGACGCAAUUUCAAUACACUCGUAA